AUGCCCUCUCACAGGGCCAUGAGUCACGAGCUCAUGCGGCCUUCUGACAUCUCCACUUUGGUGACGGGACGCGCGACGGCAAUCCUGGUAAUCCUGCUUCUUCCUUUGUUUUUCCCAAGGUGGUUUCACCCAAACAUCAGUGGAUUAGAAGCAGAGAAGUUACUCUUAACCAGAGGGGUCCAUGGCAGUUUCCUGGCUCGGCCGAGCAAAAGCAAUCCGGGGGACUUCACUUUAUCCGUCAGGAGGAACGAUGAGGUGACCCACAUCAAAAUCCAGAACACCGGCGACUACUAUGACCUCUACGGUGGGGAGAAGUUUGCAACUUUGGCCGAGCUCGUCCAGUAUUACACCGAACAGCAGGGUCUGCUACGAGAGAAAAACAGCAACAUUAUAGAGCUGAAAUACCCUCUCAAUUGCCAGGAUCCUACCUCGGAGAGAUGGUACCAUGGCCACUUGACAGGCAAAGAAGCUGAGAAGCUCCUGACGGACAAAGGCAAACCAGGGAGUUUCCUGGUCCGGGAGAGCCAAAGCAAACCGGGGGACUUCGUCUUGUCGGUGCUGACCAACGAGGACAAGGCAGACACGGGGGACCGGAAGCCCCGCGUGACCCACAUCAUGAUCCGGUAUCAGCCAGAUGGGAAAUAUGACGUUGGAGGCGGUGAGCACUUCGACACCCUCACAGAUCUGGUGGAACAUUAUAAGAAGAACCCCAUGGUGGAAAAGUCGGGGGCGGUGGUGCAUCUGAAACAGCCUUUCAACACCACGCGGAUCAACGCGGCCAACAUCGACAACCGAGUGAAGGAGCUGAACAAAAUGGCUGACCAAAGCGAGAAGUCCAAGCAAGGAUUCUGGGAGGAGUUUGAGAUGUUGCAGCAGCAAGAAUGUAAACUCCUCUAUCCCCGGAAAGAAGGGCAGCGUUUGGAAAACAAAGGGAAGAAUCGCUACAAAAAUAUCCUUCCCUUUGACACAACGCGAGUGGCUCUCCGAGACGUGGACGAGAGCGUUCCUGCUUCCGAUUACAUCAACGCCAAUUAUAUUAAGAAUAUUCUCGAAGAUGGGAGAAGUUCUGAACAUGGCAAGGUCUAUAUUGCCACUCAGGGCUGCCUCCAAACCACAGUGAAUGACUUCUGGGCAAUGGUGUACCAAGAGAACGCGCACAUCAUUGUCAUGACGACCAGAGAAGUGGAGCGAGGGAGGAAUAAAUGUUUCCGCUACUGGCCAGAUAAACACGGCACCAAGGAGUACGGCUGUAUCAGCGUCAGGAAUAACGGCGAACAGGAGGUCCAGGGUUACCAUAUCCGGGAACUGGAGAUUGUACGGACGGACAGGGAGGAGCGACCCAGACAGAUCAAGCACUUCCAGUUCUUCAGCUGGCCGGACCACGGGGUUCCCAACGAGCCGGGGGGCGUUCUGCACUUUCUGGACCAAGUCAACCGAGCUCAGCGAAGCUUUGCCGACACCGGGCCGAUCGUCGUGCACUGCAGCGCUGGGAUUGGACGAACCGGCACCAUCAUUGUGAUCGACAUCUUAAUGGACACCAUUAAUAGGCAAGGCUUGAACUGUGACAUUGAUAUCCCCAAGACCAUCCAGAUGGUGCGGCGGCAGCGGUCCGGAAUGGUGCAGACGGAAGCCCAGUACAAGUUUGUCUACAUGGCUGUGCAGCAAUACAUAUCCACCGAACAGAAGCGGCUAGAGGAGGAACAGAGAAACACAUGGACAGAGCGGGAAUACCUGAAUAUCAGAUACCUUCCGAUGGAGAAACCCAGGUCCCCUACGCCAGGGGAUGAUGAUGAGUCUUCCUCCGUGUACGAGAACCUCAAUAUCAAAACCCCAAAGGUUUUAGAGAGGAACAACUCUGGGAGAUAGCAGCUUGAGAAGAGC
This is a messenger RNA of Euleptes europaea (tarantolino), 1881 nucleotides long. Its product is annotated as tyrosine-protein phosphatase non-receptor type 11-like. Lineage: Eukaryota; Metazoa; Chordata; Lepidosauria; Squamata; Sphaerodactylidae. The record is from RefSeq and is a predicted model, not a curated record. Gene Ontology annotation, molecular function: protein tyrosine phosphatase activity. The transcript is spliced from 15 exons. The coding region runs from base 1 to 1866 and encodes 621 amino acids. Gene Ontology annotation, biological process: protein dephosphorylation.